GUUCUGGACGGCUAUCUAUUCUGUGCUCUUGCCAGCUCUUCCCCCUGCCUUGAACCGCCCUUUAUGUUUGCUUUCUAGUUGGUUGACUCUAUCCCACAGACUAUCAGUCCUACGCUUUCUGGUUUGACUUCUCAAGAUGGCACGUUCCUGGAAUUCGGAAAAUGCAACCUCAUCGGAAGGCGAUAAGCAAGGUGACGUGGAAAAAGGGCCAGCCGCUGUCUCAUAUGUUCAAGAGGCUGGAGAAGUGCAGACAAACCUCGUGGGGCCACGGUUCAUUUGGUCGAAGAUAUCAUCAUGGGGUGUUGAGACGCGUGGAAUCGAGCCUGUUCCCAUUGAGGCUCGUACACAGGAGAACUAUGCAUCCAUCUUCACAUUCUUUUGGACAAUGAACUUCUGCCUCCUGUCAAUUAUUACAGGUAUGGUUGGCACUCUGAGUUUCGAGAUGAGUCUGCGCGACUCGUCUCUCGUGAUCCUGUUCUUCUGUCUCCUAUGCAGCGGACCCCCAGCCUAUCUCUCUACUCUGGGUCCAAAGACUGGCCUUCGUCAGAUGAUCCAGGCUCGAUAUAGUUUUGGUCUCUAUGGUUCCAUCAUACCUGUGCUGUUGAACAUGGCUACUGUCACUGGUUUCGUAGUGAUUGGGGCUGUUGUUGGUGGCCAAACCCUGUCGGCAGUAAAUGGCAAUCUUAGCGUUGAUGUCGGAAUUGUCAUCACAUGCAUCUGCACGCUUGUGCUCUCCUUUUGUGGAUACAAGGUUCUUCAUCAGUAUGAACGCUUCGCAUGGAUCCCUAUUUUCAUAUCCAUCGUCAUUGCAAUAGGGUGCGGAGGCAAGCACCUCAGUAAACAGGUUGUGCAGCCACCAGCAUCCGCAAGUACUGUGUUGUCCUUCGGUGGACUUAUCGCUGGGUUCAUCAUACCUUACGGAACCUUGGCCUCCGACUACGCCACCUACAUGCGAUCCGACGCCCCGGGACGUCGCCUCUUCUGGUAUACAUUCGCUGGAUUUGUUGUUCCCACUGUACCCCUCAUGGUACUUGGCGCUGCAAUCGGGGGCGCUGUGCCCAACGUACCCGCAUGGGCUGCCGCUUAUGAAACAGGAUCAGCGGGCGGAAUACUUGCAGCCAUGUUGACACCCGCAAAAGGCUUCGGGAAGUUUAUUGUUGUCAUUCUCGCAUUCUCAACCCUUGGCAAUAUGGCCGCGUCCACGUAUUCUGUGUCUCUCAACUUUCAGAUGAUUAUGCCUUUCCUUAUUCGCGUACCUCGUGGGCUCUUCUCGCUGAUCAUCGUUGCUGUUGUCAUACCAGUGUCGAUCAAGGCGGCGACAUCGUUCUUCGAUUCUCUCGAGAACUUCAUUGGCGUCAUCGCGUAUUGGUCGGCCGCCUUCGUCUCCAUCGUCAUUACUGAACAUCUUGCAUUCCGCAAAGGUGAUGCUACCACAUACGACCAGGCUAUUUACAACAAAGCCCGCGAGCUUCCCACCGGUGUAGCGGCCUUGGCCGCCGGUGCUGUCUCAUUUGCUCUGAUUAUUCCCUGCAUGGGACAGAUCUGGUAUACAGGGCCCAUCGCGGAGACUACAGGAGACAUCGGUUUCGAAGUGGCAUUCUGUCUAAGUGCCUUGCUAUAUCUGCCUUUUAGGUGGCUAGAGAUCAAGAUCCGGGGGAGGCUAUAAACCUUUCAUUAUAUAUGCACUAUCUUUCAAAAUAUAGAUAUCAUAUAGCUUGUUAUACUAGAUGUACAACACCUCCGCAAUUUUCGGGUCAUCGGGCU
This is a messenger RNA of Heterobasidion irregulare TC 32-1, 1764 nucleotides long. Its product is annotated as Nucleobase cation symporter. Gene Ontology annotation, molecular function: transmembrane transporter activity. The record is from RefSeq and is a predicted model, not a curated record. NCBI's taxonomy places the organism in Eukaryota, Fungi, Basidiomycota, Agaricomycetes, Russulales, Bondarzewiaceae. Gene Ontology annotation, cellular component: plasma membrane. The transcript is spliced from 11 exons. Gene Ontology annotation, biological process: transmembrane transport. Bases 137 to 1666 code for a protein of 509 amino acids.